Molecule: messenger RNA, 1856 nt
Organism: Babesia bovis T2Bo
Lineage: Eukaryota; Apicomplexa; Aconoidasida; Piroplasmida; Babesiidae
Product: Pumilio-family RNA binding repeat protein
Exons: 5
Coding region: 31-1836 (601 amino acids)
Biological process (GO): endonucleolytic cleavage to generate mature 5'-end of SSU-rRNA from (SSU-rRNA, 5.8S rRNA, LSU-rRNA); endonucleolytic cleavage in 5'-ETS of tricistronic rRNA transcript (SSU-rRNA, 5.8S rRNA, LSU-rRNA); endonucleolytic cleavage in ITS1 to separate SSU-rRNA from 5.8S rRNA and LSU-rRNA from tricistronic rRNA transcript (SSU-rRNA, 5.8S rRNA, LSU-rRNA)
Cellular component (GO): preribosome, small subunit precursor; 90S preribosome; nucleolus
Molecular function (GO): RNA binding
Source: RefSeq, a predicted model, not a curated record
UAAACAAUGUUGCCCUGAUUACGAUUGAAAAUGUUGUCUAUAACAGAAGUCGAUGAUUAUUUGCGCGGAUUGCGCGAUCGCAUUGCCGCCGUCCAGGAGGAAUCUUCUGCGUCGGACAAAUUGUUACUUACAACAAACGUUUUCGAGCAAAUACAAGAUCAUAUAUCAUCAUUGGCAAUUCAUCAAGUGCUGUCUAAAUAUCUGGAGAAGCUGAUUACGCUUUUAGCACACUCACUUAUAGAGGAUCCUGUAAAUGACAUAGUAGAAAAACGUGAUCUGUGCAUAUCACUGUGCAAUCAACUGUUACUAAAGGGUGAUGUUGAGGUAUUAUCAAAGGACGUAUUUGGGUCACAUGUGCUUCAAUCCACUUUACAAUGUUGCACGCUUUUCGAACAUCAAGGAGCAUCAAUUAGUGAACCUCUUCGAUAUUUUGCGACUACUGUAGAGGAUCGAUGCCUAUUCGAGUUGCUUCAUCAUACAUCAGGGUCACACGUUUUACGCAGCUUAAUGAAAGCCCUUGUAGGAGUUUUGGACGCAGAAGCAUUUCAGAAAGCUAAACGGAAGUCAGCAGAUAAGCCUGAAUCACUGCUGCACAACAAGCAUGAGGUGGAGGAAUGGCGAUUUACAAUAGUAGAACAUUGGAUAGAGUUAUUCUGCAAGGAUCUAAUGGGUUCUCUAACGACAAGCCAAGCCUGUGCUACGGUUUGCUUGGCAUUGAGGUUAUGCAAACAAAGACAAGGAACUAAAGUAGCGUUGCAAUGUAAUCAGGUUUUGGCAUAUAGCAUUAGUCACUGCAAUGAAUCAAAGAUAGCGAGUUAUGCAGCAGAACAAUGCAUCGACUUGUGUGAUAAUGCUGAGUUCAACCAAGUCUGGAAAACUAGCAUCCUACCCAAUGCUAAGGAAAUAGCAGAGAACAGUUUCGGUAACUACGUAUUGCAAGCUGUAACACGUAAUAAGUACUUCCAGCCGACCCAUUUGGAGGAACUUCUAGAAACUAUAGAUAUGGGCAACUUGCUUCUAACAUCUUCUUCCUCUGUAGUAUGGCGUAUCUGUGAAGCCGCAGUAUCCCUAGGUACAGGACAAUCGCAGUUUAUAAAGAAGCUCCAAGAUGCAUUACAUAUAUCGCAAUACAAAACCAAGCAGCUCAAAAAAGCAAAACAAAGGGAAACCGAACUUCCGCCGCGAACCGAUGUUGCACCGGAACAAUAUGAUGCCACAGAAAAUAAAUCAGAUGACGAUGAUCCAAGUGUGAAACAUAAUGACUCUGAAAAAGUCAAAGGGCAUAUAUGGUUGGCGUUGAUUUCAUGUCAACCACCAGAGCCUAAUCGCAUUCACUUACGUGCUACUGGUGCUUCUAUUUUACUCAACCUUCUAAAAUUUGAUCGCAAAUUGCUUACCAAUAUAUUGGGAGACUUUAAACAUUUUAUUCGUAUUGCCAAAGCACAGCAGAAGUUGUUAUCGCUUGCUACAGAUCGUCACUUUUCAAGAGUGCUACAGUUAAUGCUUGACCGUCGUCAAGGUCUUUUGAAGGAAAAAGGUAUAGAGCGCCUUUUCAACUACCUGAAAGCACAUUUUGUGGAACUGGCACUUAAUAUAAAUGGCGCUUUUGUUUUAUCAAGUCUUUUUAAUGCAUCGCCGCUUCGGCUCCGUCAAAGUUUACUUACGGAACUAGCACCAGAGAGCGAACGCAUCAAGGCGAAGAGCAAGAAGCUUGUGGAAAUAAUUGGCCUUGAGUCAUUCUGCAAGAACAAGGAGCAAUGGUCUAAGAAGAUGAGCAAAGCGCAGUCAGUCCGCACGUUGUUUAAGGACAUUAUCGACACAAAUGAGUUACACUGAUUAACAUCAUUAGUUACUAU